AUGGCGACAUUGAAUUUCGCCUUGAGAAACAACACCAGUUCCAGCCAGGUCUAUGCCUACAUCACCGGCCGGGCACUGGAUAACAACAGUGCGCUGUUCCUCUUGCGAUCAGAUGGCAGGACAGCCUACUACCCAACCUCGCCGUCUAACAUUCUGAGCAAUCUGGCCUACGACUGUGCAAUUCCGCUAGGUAGUCCUGGCAAUACCACUACCAUUACCAUCCCGCAUCUUGCCGGUGCUCGGUUGUGGUUCUCGCAGGACAGCAAAUUGACCUUCUUUCUGAACCCGGGUCCUGCUCUCGUCGAGCCCUCGGUUUCUAACACAUCAGACGCCAACUACAAUCUGAACUGGGCCUUCUGCGAGUUUACCUGGAACGACUACCAGCUCUACGCCAACCUCAGCUAUGUCGACUUCGUAUCAAUGCCAAUCGCCAUGUCGCUGACCAAUACAUCUGGCGCCACUCAAACCGUCCGGGGUCUACCAGCCAACGGUCUCGAACAGGUCUGCAACGCGCUCAAAGAGCAACAUCAAAGGGACAAUGCCGGCUGGGACCAGCUGGUAAUCCAGAAGAAUGGUGUCAAUCUGCGCGCAUUGUCUCCAAACACGGGCCGCACUCUGAAUAACUCCCUGUUCAACGGUUAUUACGAACCCUAUGUAAACCAAGUCUGGUCUUACUACGAGAACAGCAGCAACAAUAUCUUGACGGUCAACACGCAGGCGGCUGCCGGUGACGUUACUGCCAAGACAGCUUCCGACACGAUGUACUUCUCCGUCCCAGGUAUUUCCUACACCAAGCCGUCUACCGGGGACAUCUUCAGCAACAGCAGUGGGCCCUUUGCUCCCUCGGGAAAUGGCACCAAAGAUGCCAUCACGGCACGUCUGGCUGCUGCUUUCAACCGCUCCACCUUGUUGAUCAAUGGCAGGCAGCCGAAUGGCGAGAAUGUCUCUGACUAUUACCGCAACUCCGUGACAAACCACUACUCGCGCAUCUGCCACUCUGUGAGCCUUGAUGCACGGGGAUAUGCCUUCCCCUAUGACGAUGUUGCGCCGAACGGUGGUGCCGACCAGUCUGGUAGUGUCUAUGAUGGCAGCCCAAGGCUUUUGACUGUUACCAUUGGUGGCGGAGCUAAUCAAUCUGUCAUGAAGUCUGAUGCUGAGGAACAGUCACCUCUAGUUCCGCAACCAACAGAGGAGCCGCAGACUCAGCACGAAGUUAAGAAGCCGAGUCGGUUCCAGAGACUUGUGGACAAGUUUUCCCACUGA
Molecule: messenger RNA, 1263 nt
Organism: Penicillium bovifimosum
Lineage: Eukaryota; Fungi; Ascomycota; Eurotiomycetes; Eurotiales; Aspergillaceae
Product: glycoside hydrolase family 64 protein
Exons: 1
Coding region: 1-1263 (420 amino acids)
Source: RefSeq, a predicted model, not a curated record